AUCGUUUCGAAAUGUCUCCUUCCUGACCAAAAGAACGGGUGAUUCAGCAAGGAACCAAAGACUUGCAAACGAGAGCUGUGUUUUUCCCGAUUUGUUUUUGUCUUUUUAAUUUUCGUCAUUUCCUUUCCAUUUUCGCCGUUUAUUUUCUCUUCCGAAUCGCCGGAUUUUUCACCAACGACCACCACCACACUUGUUCAAAGCCCCUCUCUCUACAGAAUUCGCCUCCUACUCUCUCUUGCCAAGAUCUGAUCCGAUUUUACCUUUCCGUUUCUCUCUUUCUUUUUUCUCAAACCCUAAUCUUAAUCAGAUUAGCGUUUUUCUCAUCUUUCUGCAUCCCACAAUUGGAGAUUCGAUUCUGCUUUCUCUGAAUUCUUCCUGUGCUUUCCGAAUUCGGUCACUUUCAAACCCCAACCCGAAUUCUGGUUUCCUUUCUGAUCAAGAUUCAAUAAAUGCGGUAGAUCGAGACCCAGGGGAAGGGAGGUUGGUGGGUUGCAUGAGGAUUUGGUGUUUUCAUUGCUUCACCGACGGCGACGGAGAAGAAAACGGCGGCGGAGUUUCCGGUAGACUGAAUCAAUCGUCAGCAACGGCCAUGGAUAACAACAGCGAAGACGGCGAUUUCAUCGGUUUCGGUGAAAACGAGAGGGAAUUAGGCGUCGCGGACGGUGGAAUUCUCUCAGAGCACGAACGUUGGACGAUGUGUGAGGAGAUGCUGGCGACGGAGGAGAACGGCGAAGCCGCUGGGGAUGAAUUGGAGCGCUUAUGGUCAUCUGAGAUUCGCUUGCAUCAGUUGGUGCAGGGAGAGAGUAGCAAUGCGGUGGCGGCGGCGGCUGCUGUAGCUGAGGAUAGUACCAUGGAGGAAGCCGAUCACGAUUCGCACCACAAGCGUGCCAAAGUGUACUCUGGCCUCGCUGAGUGCCGAUCUGCUGCUUCCGGGAUAUCCUCAGAAGCUGGAAAUUCUUGUUCGUCGGUAGAGAGAACUCUCAGUUUUGGCGUUGCCUCUUCUUCUCGGACGGAUACUGAUAUGUUCUGCCAGAAUUUCAUCUUGAAUUAUAGUCGGAAAGAUGGGAAAAAAGAAGAUGGUGAUGACAAUGGUUCUUCAGACGCAGAAGAUUUUGAAGUUCAUAUUGAUUUGACUGAUGACCUCUUACACAUGGUAGUAUUCUCGUUCUUGGAUCAUGUCGGCCUCUGUCGCUCUGCUAUGGUCUGUCGGCAAUGGAGAGUAGCUAGUGCUCAUGAGGAUUUUUGGAAGGUCUUGAACUUUGAAAACAUGAGGAUUUCUGUCGAACAAUUUGAAGACAUGUGUCUUCGCUAUCCUAAUGCCACUGAAGUGAAUGUUUAUGGCACGACUACUGUUAACGCUCUGGCUAUGAAAGCAGCUACUACUUUGAGGAAUCUUGAGGUCUUAACUGUAGGAAAAGGUCAUAUCAGUGAAAAUCUUUUCCAGGCAUUGGGGGAGUGUAGUAUGUUAAGGAAUGUGACUGUAAGUGAGGCCAUUCUGGGAAAUGGUGCUCAGGAAAUACACCUGAGUCAUGAUCGGCUACGUGAGCUUAAAAUUACAAAAUGCCGCGUUAUGCGUUUGUCUAUCAGGUGCCCGCAGCUCAGGUCUUUAUCGUUGAAAAGAAGCAACAUGUCGCAGGCGAUACUUAACUGUCCACUCCUCCAACUUCUUGAUAUAGCCUCGUGCCAUAAGCUCUUGGAUGCUGCUAUCCGUUCAGCAGCCACUUCCUGUCCUCAAUUAGAGUCGCUAGACGUUUCUAACUGUUCCUGUGUCAGUGAUGAAACUUUGCGUGAAAUAGCACAGGCUUGUGCUAAUCUCCAUCUUCUUAAUGCUUCAUACUGCCCCAAUAUAUCUCUUGAGUCGGUACAUCUUCCCAUGUUGACAGUUCUCAAGCUUCAUAGCUGUGAGGGUAUAACAUCCGCGUCUAUGACUUGGAUUGCUAAUAGUCCUGCACUAGAGGUUUUGGAGCUUGAUAAUUGCAAUCUGUUGACAUCUGUAUCUUUGCAUCUCUCGCGUCUGCAGAGUAUAAGUCUAGUCCAUUGCCGCAAAUUCACAGAUCUGAACUUGCAAAGCACAAUGCUUUCAUCAAUCACUGUUUCAAACUGUCCAGCGCUGCGCCGUAUCACAAUCACUUCCAACUCCCUUCGACGAUUGGCUCUCCAGAAACAGGAGAAUUUGACAACAUUAGUUCUGCAAUGCCACUCAUUGCAAGAAGUGGAUCUCUCGGAUUGUGAAUCAUUGUCGAACACUGUUUGUGAAAUAUUUAGUGAUGAUGGUGGAUGCCCAAUGCUGAAGUCAUUAAUUCUCGACAACUGUGAGAGCUUAACAGCAGUGCGGUUCUGCAAUUCAUCAUUAGCAAGUCUUUCCCUUGUUGGUUGUCGUGCUGUUACUUCUCUUGAGUUGAAGUGCCCUCGCAUAGAGCAGAUCUGUUUGGAUGGAUGUGAUCAUCUUGAAACUGCAUUCUUCCUGCCGGUCGCGCUCCGAUCUCUGAAUCUAGGAAUAUGUCCGAAACUGAGUGUGCUCAACAUUGAAGCACCUUAUAUGGUGUCUCUUGAGUUGAAAGGUUGCGGUGUACUGUCUGAAGCAUCUAUUAUGUGCCCUCUAUUGACAUCUUUAGAUGCGUCUUUCUGCAGUCAACUGAGAGAUGACUGUCUGUCUGCAACCACUGCUUCUUGCCCACUAAUUGAGUCACUGGUGCUAAUGUCAUGCCCUUCUAUCGGCUCUGAUGGCUUGUCUUCCUUGAAUGGACUGCAAAAUCUGACUGUUCUUGAUUUAUCAUACACUUUCUUGAUGAAUUUGGAACCCGUCUUCAAGUCCUGUAUUCAGCUUAAGGUGCUAAAAUUACAAGCCUGCAAAUAUCUCACUGACUCAUCACUGGAGCCUCUAUACAAAGAAGGUGCUUUACCGGCACUUGAGGAGUUGGACCUGUCUUAUGGAACUCUCUGUCAGACCGCUAUAGAUGAUCUACUUGCAUGCUGCACACACUUGACCCAUUUGAGCUUGAACGGCUGUGUUAACAUGCAUGACCUUGACUGGGGUUCAGCCAGUGUGCAGCUAUUUGAUUACUUUGGUGUCUACAGUGCUAGUGAGAAUACUCAAGAACCAGCCAACCGGUUACUGCAAAACCUCAACUGUGUGGGUUGCCCCAAUAUCAGAAAAGUGUCGAUACCAUCUGCAGCUCGCUUUUACCAUUUGUCAUCACUCAACCUUUCGUUGUCGGUCAAUUUGAAGGAGGUUGAUCUCGCUUGUUCCAACCUGGUCUUACUUAACCUAAGCAACUGUUGCUCUCUGGAAGUAUUGAAACUGGGCUGUCCAAGAUUGGCUAGUCUCUUUCUUCAGUCUUGUAACAUGGAUGAAGCAGGAGUCGAAGCAGCUAUAUCGGGAUGCAGCUCACUAGAGACACUGGAUCUCCGUUUCUGUCCAAAGAUAUCAUCGGUGAGCAUGGCAAGGUUCCGAACAGUAUGCCCAAGUUUGAAGCGCGUCUUCAGCAGUCCUAAUCUUUUGCAAGAUUAGACUUUUGCGCCGAAUGUUUGAUUAUAUACAACUUUUUCUGCAGAUUAUACAAAUGUUGUGUGUUGUGUGGUGUGUUGUUUUGGAUGUAAAUGGGUCCGAGUCUCGAGUUUCAGUAGUGCUUAUAGGCCUCUGGAGCGUGUACUGUGGCCUUCUUAGUCUGCUUGUGUGAUGACACAAACGUAACAACAUAAAUACUCUUUUUUGUCUUUGGUAUAUCAUAUUGUUGCUACUGUUAAGCCCUGUUCUUUUUAUCAAGAGCUGCGUCUGCUGCAGCGACCAAAAAUCUAAGCUUCAAAAA
Molecule: messenger RNA, 3809 nt
Organism: Thlaspi arvense
Lineage: Eukaryota; Viridiplantae; Streptophyta; Magnoliopsida; Brassicales; Brassicaceae
Source: the annotation of a GenBank genome assembly